UCACAUGUUUUACUUUGAUGUGAAAUACUUGAUGUUUUCUUUUUUGUGACUAAUUGUUAAUUUGAAUGGAUGUUAUGUGAACUGAUAACAAAUGUCAGUUUCCAAUUCCAUGUAGUUUACGAAAAAGUGCUCAUGAUUUCUUCCGAAUAACCCUAUAAGUUAUAUCUACACUGAAAUUAAGUUAUUUGUGUUAUAACAAUAAAAUAAUAUUUACAUACUUCCUAAAACUGUAGCAGAUUCUAUUUAGGGCUCGAAUCCUUAAUUUUUAACUCUCAGAUAAGUAAUUUUAUUUGGUAUGGUAUUUUGGAGUCCUGAACUACUAAAAAUUUUCAGCAUUUAAAAACGGUAUAAAUAUUUUUAUCAGGAAAAAGAGAUUUGUGAAGUUACAGAAAUAUGGAAAUGAAAGAAGUAAAUUUUUUUAAAUUGAAAGAGAUCAAGAAGCUUUUUCCUUGGGUUGAGGUAGCAAUAGAGAAGUUGUUGCUAUCAUUUCCUGAUGUUUAUUGUACAGAAGAUAUAAAGUAUAUAGAUAUAAAUAUUGAAGUUGAAUUUAAAGCUGUUUUAGAUAAAAAAGAUUUCAGCAGAGCUGAAAAUUUAUUCGAGUCUUCAUUAUUUUAUAUGAAUCUUGGUGGAAAGUUCGUUGGAAAAUGGUUUCUUCUGAAAUGAAUUUUUUUUGUGCUAAAGUCCUACACUGUUUGAUAUUUGUUGGUCUUAUUUUAAGUGAUGGAAAUGCAACUUCACAGUGGAUGGAUAAAAUUUUAACAGCCAUCAAAAUAUUACCUGGUGACAGUGAAAUUGUGUAUAAUGCUCUUCUCUUAAUAAAGAAUUUAAGAAAGAAAGAACGUCCCUGUUACAGUAUCAUUUUAAAACAUGUAUUAUGUAAAGAAAGUAUUGAAAGCAUAUCAGAGCCUGUGAUAUAUCUGAAAAUUAUCAUGUUGUUCAGAAGAUUGAAAAUAUUUUUUGAAAGUGAAGUUGGAAAAGUAGCCAUUACAACUAUAGCUGAGAAAAUCAAACCUCCAUCUAAUGUAAUAAAUUUACUAUCAAUCUUUAAUAUAGACACAAGUAAAAUGAGCUUACAGAACACUACCAAACAGUUAUUGGAGGGAAAAUUCCCAAAUUCUUUUUAUAAAGAAUUGUUACAAAAUAUAUUGAACAAUAACUUUUGUGCUGAAAUAAAGAAGCAGACUGAACAUCCUACAGUUAAAGAUAUUUCAUAUUCUCUUGUUAAUAAUUCUGUGAAUUUUCAUGAUGAAGCAUUGAAAUUCAAGGUGCCUAAGGUAAAAACCAAGGGUACACAAACUGAUGAAGGUUUUAUGGAAAUAGACCAACACAUAGGUAGUCCAGAUAUCAAGGAUAAGGAUCUUAUGGAUUAUUCAAAAAUAUUGAUGCUAAAUGUGAUUAACAGUAAGGACUGUAAAAAUAGCAAGAAGAGAAAACUGAACAGUGCCUCUGAAUCAUUGAAAGGGAAAUGUUUUGAUAAACUGAAUGGCCUUAUGAAUCCAAAUAAUUGCAGUAUAUUGUGUAGCACUAAAAGAAUAAAGUGCUCUGUAAAUAAAAAAAGAAGAAAAAAGAAGAAAAAAUUAUUAACUAUAUCAAAAGAAAAUUCAAUAAGUGAUGUUAAAUGCCCUUCUAAUUGCUCUGUAAAUAAAAAAGGAAGAAAAAAGAAGAAAAAGUUAUUAACCAUAUCAAAAGAAAAUUCAAUAAGUGAUGUUAAAUGCCCUUCUAAUAACAGGAGUUUAGAAAAUUCAGAUAUAACUUAUGAAAAGGAAAAUAAUACAGAUAAUGGUUCUAGACAAAUGCAAAUUGGAAAAAAUACAGAAAAUAUAAAUAAAGAAUUUUUGAAUGAUUUACCAAGAAGUAAGGCUAUUUCAAAUAAUAGUGGAUAUAGUGACAUUGAAAUUAAAGAUAGUGAACAUCAGUUGGAAGAAAAGUAUACAUCUGAUGCUAAUGCAUCCGAAAAUAAGCCAACAGAAUCGCAGAUACAUAUUUCUGAAAGUGAAACACUAACUGAAAUGGCCAGCUUAUUAUCUAUUGAAAGCUGUUCUAAAAAUAAUCCUAAUACCUUCACACAAAAACAAUCAAAUUUAUCUUUUCCUUCUGUAAACUGUAGUAUGUGGAGAAGAAAUGGAUUUUCUCAGUUGUCAGCCAUUCCAGUAUUAGCUCCUUCUAUUGAUAUGUGCAAUAAAAACUGUGAAUAUUGUACAAGUUUAUCAAGCUAUGCUGUUUCAUACUCAAGAGAUAAAAUCCAAAAUGAUUUAUCUGAAUUUUCAGAUAUGCCAGUACUUUCACCUGUUAUUGAAAAAAAUAGUGGAAACUGUGAAAAUUGUGAUAAUGCAUCUAAUUAUGCUAACCAAAUCGUACCAUAUUCACCAAACAAUCUUGUUCAAGAAAAUUCAUAUCAUUGUAAUUGUUGCAAUUUACAGCAAAAAUCCAAAAAUUUUCUUGUUGAAAAACAAAAGAAUUAUUUCAAUUCAUGUACAAAUUUUAGCCAUUUAUCUGUAAAUAAUGAAACUCUUACAAACAUAACUAGCUACAAUGCUGACAACAUGACCUCUUCUAAAAAGUGCAAUAGUUUGUUUUCAGAUGUAUCAGAAGUUUCUUUAAAAGAUGUGAGGAUAAAUCUUGGUCAAAAAGUUGAUGAAGCUAAUUAUAACUGUAUUGCAUCAUCUCAGCAGCCAAAAUCUCCAUCUGAUAUCUUACAGUGUUCUGAAUUUCAAACCACUUCUGAACAAAAUUUUCACUUCUUGAAAGCUGUGCAAGUUCCAAUUGAAAAUAAUUAUUUCUCAUCAAAAUCUACAGAUGGCUUGAUUAGGAGAAGGAAGAUAGCACAUGAAAUUCCUGUAUCUGAAAAUAAUUAUCUUUAUAAAAGGAAUGACUCUUUAUCAUUGAAUAGACUGAAUGAUUUUCAGAAAUUACCAUUGAAUAAUUCUGAAGCAAAUGCAAACAGUUAUAAUUAUACGUUACAUGGACAAGAUAAUAUUACUACCAGUAAUAAAAUUUGUGAUUCAAGAGAAGGAAUUAAUUCCCAGUGUUCAACUUCAGCAAAAAUGGCUUACAGACAUACGGAAACUGUCUUUACAGAUGAAUCUGAUUUUCAUAGUUUACAAUCAAAUGAUUCAGAAUUUUCUGAAUGUGAAAGCUUUAAUGAAUCAGCUUCACAAAACAUGAAUAAAACUUCUGAGUCUACUUUUUCUGUUUCAAAAUCUUUGUCAGAUGUGACUUCAGAAAUGAACAAUCUUAAUGACAGGAAUAUAUCACUGAAUUCUUGUUUUAUAACUAGCACACCGGUUUCAAAUAUAAUAGCAAAAGCUAAUUUACACUUGUCAAGUUAUUCUGGAAAAGUUGCAUCUCAGACAGAUACUACUGCUAACUCUCAAAAUUUAUCUGUUUAUACUGAUGAGAGUACACAUGAUUCAUCAGUUAGUACUGUUAGUUGCCAUUCCCCCUUAGCAGUUAUUUCCGAUGCUAGCUCUGAUGGUUCAUUAUUUGAUAUGAGUGGUAUAUCACAAAUAAAUGAUUCUCAUAACUGUUAUUCUGAUUCUAUAACAAAUAUUGGUGAUUCAGCUGAAUGUGAUUUUUCCUUAGUAAAGGGUAGGAAGAAUUCAAAAAAUAUUAGGGAAAAAAAAUGGCUUGAACUAAAUGGUACGCAAGUAUUACUCAAAAACAACCUGAGAGAAAGUGCUGACAUUGCAGGAAAAUCUAAUUCUUCUCGUUAUAAUUUACGGUCAAGAAAAUCAUUGAAUAUUCCUAAAAGGUUUUCAGAGGAUGAUGUUUAACAGACAGAUAUGUAUUAUAUGUAAUUAGAAUGUAAAUAGCACAAUUGUAUUUUUCAUAUACGUUUUAUUGAGGCAGGAACUCUGAAGAAUAUCUUGUUUUGUGUGAAUUUUCACUGACAUGAUUGCCAAGUUGUAGCAUCAUGUGUCAAAUGUAGCAGAAUUUAUUAAUGUUAUAAUAAUGAUAUAAAAAUAUUUUUACACUGCUUUAA
This is a messenger RNA of Stegodyphus dumicola, 3982 nucleotides long. RefSeq lists its product as uncharacterized. Lineage: Eukaryota; Metazoa; Arthropoda; Arachnida; Araneae; Eresidae. The record is from RefSeq and is a predicted model, not a curated record.